CGGGUAUCAACCCACGUGAGGCACCAGAACCCAUUCUCCCCAGAUGCUCAGGGUUCAGAUCUUGGGGCCCCGAGCGCUGCUCCUGCUGCUCUCGGGGGCCCUGGCGCUGAACGAGACCUGGGCUGGUACGCACACCCUGAAAAUUUUCAGCACCGCGAUGCAAGGACCCGGCCCUGCGAAGUACCGGUACAUCAGCGCUGGCUACGUGGACAACACAGAGGUCGCACGCUUCGACAGCCACACCCCGAACGCGCGCAUGGAGCCGCGGGUGCCCUGGCUGGAGCAGCCGUGGGUGCUGGACGUACCGGACUACUGGGACGAGGGGACACGUUUUUGCCAGCGCGAGGCACAGAUUAACGAAGGGAACCUGAACAAGCUGCGCGCCCACUACAACCAGAGCGAGGACGUGUCCCACACUUGGCAGGAAAUGAGCGGCUGCUUCGUGGGAUCUGAUGGACGCUUCCUCCGCGGGUACAGUCGGUUCGCCUACGACGGCACCGACUACUUCGCCCUGAACGAGGACCUGCGCUCCUGGACCGUGGUCAACACGGCGGCCCCGAAAACCUGGCGCAAGUUGGUGGAUCUCCCUGAUGCGGAAGAGAAGAGGUUAUUUCUGGAGAGACUCUGCGUGCACUGGCUUACCCAGCUCCUGGAGAAGGGGAAGGAGUCGCUGCUCAGAGCAGGCCCUCCAGAGACACACCUGACCCACCACCCCCUCUCUGACCAUGAGGUCACCCUGAGGUGCUGGGCCCUGGGCUUCUACCCUGCUGACGACAUCACCCUGACCUGGUGGCGUGAAGGGGAGGAUCUGACCCAGGAUGUGGAGCUGGUGGAGACCAGGCCUGCAGGGGACGGGACCUUCCAGAAGUGGGCAGCCGUGGUUGUGCCCCCUGGAGAGGAGCAGAAAUACAUGUGCCAUGUGCAGCACCCAGGGCUACUCGAGCCCCUGAUCCUGAGAUGGGAGCCCCCUCCUCAGACCACCAUCAUCAUCGUGGGCAUCACUGCUGCCCUGGGUCUCCUUGUAGCUGUGGUCACUGCAGCUGUGCUGUGGAGGAGGAAGUGCUCAGGCAGAGGCAGGAAGAGAUACACUCAGGCUGCCUGCAGCCACAGUGCCCAGAGCUCUGAUGUGUCUCUCACGGCUCCUGAUGAGCUGCUUUCUACGGAACCUGCUGCUGAAACAGUCACUGCUGCCUCACUUUGAGAUUAUGAAUCCCUGACUGCUGUUUCUUCACCCGGUAUCUGAACUUGUUUACAUCACAUUAAAAUUAGCUAUAUAUUUA
This is a messenger RNA of Phyllostomus hastatus (greater spear-nosed bat), 1280 nucleotides long. Its product is annotated as patr class I histocompatibility antigen, A-126 alpha chain-like. Gene Ontology annotation, cellular component: external side of plasma membrane. The record is from RefSeq and is a predicted model, not a curated record. The transcript has 8 exons. Gene Ontology annotation, molecular function: peptide antigen binding; signaling receptor binding. NCBI's taxonomy places the organism in Eukaryota, Metazoa, Chordata, Mammalia, Chiroptera, Phyllostomidae. Gene Ontology annotation, biological process: immune response; positive regulation of T cell mediated cytotoxicity; antigen processing and presentation of endogenous peptide antigen via MHC class I via ER pathway, TAP-independent. Bases 44 to 1201 code for a protein of 385 amino acids.